Molecule: messenger RNA, 1509 nt
Organism: Penicillium odoratum
Lineage: Eukaryota; Fungi; Ascomycota; Eurotiomycetes; Eurotiales; Aspergillaceae
Product: cation diffusion facilitator family transporter
Exons: 4
Coding region: 1-1509 (502 amino acids)
Biological process (GO): monoatomic cation transport; transmembrane transport
Cellular component (GO): membrane
Molecular function (GO): monoatomic cation transmembrane transporter activity
Source: RefSeq, a predicted model, not a curated record
AUGAGCUCACAUCCAUCCUUCCUUCCAUUAUCCUCGUCGCCUGAUUCACCCAGCCAUCUCUUGCCUCGGCGUCCUAGCUUGGAACCUGACCGCGAUAUCCUUACAACCCGCGGUCAGCGUAUCCGCACGUUCUUGCCCAGUCGCGGGUCCAGCCCAGCUCUACAAGAUCUCAGUGAAGAAUCCUCACCACUUGAUUCUCUCCGACGAGGCCCCUUACUCAUUGGGCACAAAAAUGCUCGUUAUGAAUGGCAGCGCUACUAUCGGUCGCCCGAUUCAUUGAAGGGUCUGCGCAAGUCAGUGCGACAGUACUACGAAAACAAUAACACCUUAAUCUCCCAAUACCUGUACAUCGACCGUCUACUGGAUUCUUCUCUCCCCCACAACUUGAUCGAAGACUACAAUGGAUGUCACCACCAUGCGACCACAGAGCUACCAGAGGCCGAUUCCACAGAGCAACGACCUAAUCCUAAAGAUUCCAGGAUCAAGCGCACCCCUCACAAUCUAUACCGCAUCCCCGAUGAGACCGCACCAUUACUUUCACCCCCAUCCGAUGAAGAAACAUGCACCCACCAUUCCAUACCAGAUAUAGAAUCGCAUGGAGGGAUGUCACCAGAAAAAGAAGAGAAAGUCAUCAACCUAGCGAUUCGCAUCAAUUUUGUCGCGAACGUCAUCCUCCUCGGUUCCAAAAUUGCCAUCAUGGCCUUGACCAGCUCCAUGUCCGUUCUAGCAGGUCUUGUGGAUGGCGUUCUGGAUUUCCUCAGCACGGUCAUUAUCUGGAUUACCAUGACUUUGAUUCAGCGACAAGAUCGCAAUCGGUACCCGAUCAGUCGUCGGCGACUGGAGCCGCUGAGUGUAUUGGUGUUUUCGGUAAUUAUGGUCACGUCUUUCUUCCAGGUAGCUCUCUCUUCUAUCAAUAGGCUGAUGGGGGAAGAUCAUGCUCUUGUUGAGCUCUCCAUGCCGUCCAUUGCGCUCAUGGCUGGGACGGUCAUUGUCAAGCUGCUCUGUUGGAUAUGGUGUCGGUUGAUUCCUAGCCCCAGUGUUCAAGUACUUGCGCAAGAUGCGAUGACUGAUGUCAUCUUCAAUACGUUCAGUAUUAUCUUUCCUCUGGUCGGGACAUUUGCGCACCUUUGGUAUCUCGAUUCUCUAGGUGGUGUUUUCCUCUCCGUUUACAUCAUGUGGAACUGGGGUGAGACGGCGGGCGAGUAUAUUCGACGAUUGACCGGCGCGGCCGCCUCCGCCACCGACCACAGUAUCCUGCUGUACAUGACGAUGCGUUUCUCGCGGGUUAUUCAGAAGGUCCAGGACCUCAAGGCUUACUAUGCGGGUGACAAGCUGAAUGUCGAGGUAGAUUUGGUUGUCGACGAGCAGACUAGCCUUCGGGAUAGUCACGAUGUGGGAGAGUCUCUGCAAUACAUCCUGGAGAGUGUGCCGACCGUGGAUCGCGCUUUUGUGCACCUGGACUAUGACGAGUGGAACCUUCCAAGCCACAUGAACCAGCUGGAUCGUUAA